Messenger RNA from Astrephomene gubernaculifera, 3804 nucleotides. The record is from the annotation of a GenBank genome assembly. NCBI's taxonomy places the organism in Eukaryota, Viridiplantae, Chlorophyta, Chlorophyceae, Chlamydomonadales, Astrephomenaceae.
CUCGUAGGUCAGAGAGUAAGCACGGAUCGGCAAGGGGUAAGCGAAGUUCAUCUAGUAUACAAUAUCAUCUACUUAUCCCUCCUGAGCUCCUGACCCAUAAAUGUCUCGUUGACUGCGUGAGGAAGCUGGGCACUUAGUGUCUCGUGACAUGGACCACGGGGCCCGCGGGCCAGGGUCAUGGACAAGUGCUGGGCACAAGGCGGACGCAGGUGAACGAUAGCAGACAGGCAGCCGUGCGGACGGAUGGACCCAGCCACAUGGGUGAAUGGGCCAGCGGCAGGCAGCUACUACGGGCGAUCAGCAGCCAUAAAAGACAGUUUUGAAAGUAUCUCGCCGAGCGCUCUCAUCCAAGCCCGCAGCUCUCCGGUGGCCUCUGAGCUUGCAGAGGCCAACUGGGAGGUAGUCGAGUCGCUGUUUGAAAGGAAUUGGUUUGGCCCAUGUAACUGCUGUGACUGUGCAUGGGGUGCGUUGCGCUUCAGCAGAAGCUAUGAGGCGGGACUCACGGAGGCAUUGGCGCCUCAUGCCGCCGCUGGCGUCUCUGCUCCUCGCGCAGUCGCUUCCACCGCAUCAUCUUCUUCACAGUCCUGCUUUCCCGCGUUCUUAACCCGACCACGGCGCGUCCCUGAGCCUCCAUCAUUCGAACCGCCGACCCAAAUGGAUGGCAUUCCUGACACGCCUGUGUUGUACGGAGCAGCGGCAGCUCCAGCUCCUGUGCCUCCCUUUACAGCCUUGGCUCCCAAGGGAUCCUCUCCUCCAAAGGCCGUACCAGUGCCCAGACGCGCCGACAACGUAGACGUAAGCGAUAACGCGCUGCCGCCAGCCCUGGACGGCUCGGAGCCGGUCCCCGCAGCUGCACCCGCACAGCCAGCACUCUUGGAAUACCCCGCAGCCGGCGCGGGGGCCUCUGGCUGUACGACACAAGGUACGGACAUCGUACCUCAGCUGGGCACGUGGGCGGAUCGGCAGUACCGGCUGCUGGAUUCGGUUCCGGAGCGCGGGGAUAACGGCCUGGCAAGUGGGUCAGGCGCCUCGGAGCGAUCCUCCUCCAUUGCUGCCCGCUCGCCGGUUGCGAGUGUUGGCCGCGGGGCGGCCAUGCUGUUGCGGCCGCCACAUGGGCCGGGCCAGAACAGCAGCAGCGCAUGCGGUAGCGGCAGUGGGGAGUGCGUCACGGGCGGCAGCGGCAGCAGCGCCGCGGGCCGGGACCCCAGCGCCAGCCCCAUCCUCUUCAAUGCGUCCAUGCCCAGCCAGGACCGCAGCAGCCACAUGGACGGCCAGGUUACCCCAAACGGUGUGGCCUGCGGUUACACCGGAGGAGGAGGGGGCUGCGUGGGGAACGGCUGCAGUGGCACCGCGCUAGCUGAUCUGGCGGAGCAGGGUCGCAGGCGGCCGGGUCAGGAGGCGCUGCUGCGGAGUGGGGGCUACCUGCAGGCCCCGGAGGACUCCUCCGCCUCGCACUCAACCGCUGUCAACCACCAUCACCACAACCACAACCACCAUCAGCAGCAACAACAAGGAGCUGCUCCCACUGCUGCUCAGCAACCCUCCCAGCAGCAGCAGCCCCCGCCUCAAGACACCGAGGCGCUCAUCCAGGAGGCCGCUUGGCGCUGGCGCUUCACACGCCGCUGGCAGGCGGAGCAGGCACGUACGGAACCCGAGCGCGCCGGCUCGCUCACCACCGACCAGAUGGACGAGGCGCUGGCCUACCUCAACGCAACCGGCGCCACCACCACCACCAGCGUCUCCGUGCAGAUCGGCGCGCAUGCCGGCCGCGGAGCGCACAACCGGGGCCGCGGAGGGCCGGGUGCGGGAGCCUCCACGGAGGGGAGUUUGCUGGUGCAGAGCCUGUUGGGCGGCACGUUGGGCGGGGGGCCGAGUACGCUGGGCGGGGAGUGGCCGCUGGGUGCUUGCAGUGGCAGCGGGAGCUUCACGUCGGGUCCUCGGAUCCUGGGGAGGCAGGGCAGUGGGGAGCUGCUGGCGGCGAGUCGGGAGGUGGCGUCGUUGAACCGGCGGGCGGUUGUGGCGCUGCAGCAGCAGCUGGAGUGCGAGCUGCAGGCGGACAGGAGGGUUCAGGAGUCGCUGGCGCAGGGUCCGCCCUGGGUGGGCCACCUCAUCCCCGUCGUGCAGAUCGACGAGUGGGGCUCCUUCCGCUUCCUCAUGCUCAAGCUGCAGGACCGUAGCGGCCGCGCGGCGGGCAGCGAGCGGCAGCGCAUCCUCAUCCGCGGCCACAACUACUGCAGCGAGGGGCAGCUGGUGGAGGAGUGCAACCGGGAGAUCCUGUCGCUCUCCCAGAAGCACGCGGUGCCCAUGGAAACACCCACCGUCAUGGGCGGUGGCGUCAUGGAGUGGCGUCGUGACCGGGACCGGCACCUGCACCUGCACUCGGGGUUUGUCAUGGACCGCUCGCUGCCGGCAGCGGCCAUGGGGCUCGGGGGGGCGGGCAUGGCGGGAGCCGCCGCAGCAGCAGCCGGGCGGCCCGCCUCUGCCAUGGACUUGUUGAACCUGGCGGCGGCGGUUGUACGGCAGAGCUUCCCGCCGACGUACAAGAUAACGGUGCUGACGUAGCACCGCUGGGAUGCCGCUGGGGCGUGAUGUCGUCGUCGAAGGCGGCGUUUCAGAACCGGGAUUGGUGUUGGUCGCUCGGUGAAGGGGCUGCCACAGGUAGUGUUUGAAGCAGCGGGGAGUUAUUACCCAUGACGAAAAGGCAGCUGGGAGCUCGGGUAAGCAUGCAUGCAGGAAACAGCCGUCGUGUUGGUGGUCGCUGCGAGGUACAUCCGUACAUACAAGGGGUCCUGCGAGGUACAUACCAGGGGCGGGCGACAGAGCAGCCUGGGCAUGGGCGUGUUGCUGACGCUGCAUUCGCCGCCGCGAAACGCGGGCAGCAGGCGGCAGGUGAGAGCUCGGCGGGGGGUGGUUGUUAACACGGCCUUGGCACGUAGGUAGCUUGUGUCAUGUCAGAUUAGCUUAUCAGCUUCUAGUCUGCGGGAACGGGAACGGGUGUAGCUUCUGAGGGGACCGUCCGCUUGGCUGCACUGCUGGACUUGAGAUGUUGGCUGGAACGUUGGCUUCUGGCUCGAGGUCUGUCUGGGGAAUGCGGAGGAUGCAGGCAGCAGCGACUGGCCCCCAUGCAUGAGGGCGCAUGUUGUUCGUGUUUUGUUACCGUUCUGCUUGCGGAGGGUGAGGUCCGGCGCAUGCUGGUAGUUGUGCACGGCCUGGGGCCCGGCCUACAGUGUUUCCCUAAGUGCCGGCGGACCCUUUUGGGUCGUUUUGUGGUUGGCCGAUGGGACUCGGACGCUAGCGGGAUUAAGGACUGGGGCUACAGACACUUCGGAAAUGGCCGCUAGCCUAGCUUUGUAGACUGAAAACGAAUGGCCCGUGUGGGGGGUCGAUUUAGGAAGUUAGACGAGGGGGGUUGCUUUUCAGGAGAGCAGGUAUGACGGAUCGGGAUUGCAACAGGCGCAUCGGCCCAUGCCAUAGCAAGUGGCCACGGCGCCUCUUCUUCUUGCGAUGGAUGGUGGGAAUGAAUGGAGGCCGUGUGAAUGGGGCACGGAAGAGAUGCCUAAGCUGGCUACGACCAGUCAGCUCGUUUUUCGAACACGGCAACCGGCGCAAGGAUUUUUCCGGACACGACGAGUUUUUGUCGGUACCCUUGGCUUGGAUGACGUGUGGAGCCCUGGUCUGGCUGCUGUUGCAACCGGCAGCUGCGUAGCAGUAGUGGCUUGGGAUAUAUUAGCGGGCGCCCUGCUGGCUUUGGGGGCAAAACGGGGACGUGCGGUAUUCCACCGGCGGUGGUUUGCGGCGCCUCGC